AUGGAUGAUGUGCAAGCAUCACUUGAUUCAACAACGCCAUGGAUAGGCAUGUACGUUGCAGCAGCUUCUGCCGUCUGCACACUUGCAAUGGCGGCCGUGUGGUACAACCAAAAUCCAAGAGAAGCAGAAAUCGAAACAAUCGCGCAAGCUUUCGAGCUCAUGGAUUAUACUACUGCAGAGCAAGAUUCACUUGAUUCACCUAUGCCAUGGAUAGGAAUGUAUAUUGCAGCAGCUUCUGCCGUCUGCACACUUGCAAUGGCGGCCGAUGCUUUCAAUGGCUUAAGAAGCAAAAAGUAUUGGCUCCCGUGUAAGUAUUUCUCUCUCAACUCUUUCUCCCUCACACUCUUAGCAGUAGCCAUGAAACUACCCGUAGAUCUAACAAGCUUGGAAAUGACCGCCAUUGACAUAUUUGCAAGGAUUAGCAGCCUUGUUUUGAUGUCAACUGCUAUGAAUAAUUUCAUGACAUCAUUGGGUUCUACGGAGAAUAACGAUAAUAUGCAUAGCGCCAGACCUAUGCUAAAUGUGCUUCAGUCUCAACGGAGUGCAUAUACUGCCAUCAUGCUCCUCUUCCUUGCGGCGUUAUGUUCUGUAUCGUUGAUGGUUCCAGGAGUAGGAUUGAAGUAUAAUGAAAUGCACAAAUCGGUCUCAAAUAGACGAGUAGAGUGGGGAAGAUUUAGCAGUGUUGAACUUGAAAAUAUAGUAAAAGCGUAUUGGGUGAUGGCUGCAACUAGCAGCCCACAGUUUGUUCACGCAAGGUCUGCCAUUUCUUCUAUUUCUGGGCUCUUGUGUGUUUUCGCAGCUCUAUUUUUCGUAAGCGUUUGGAUUGAAAAAUUAGAUUUUCAGUACGAUGCUGGUCUCAUCAAAAAGUUAGAGAUUAUUGGAGUGGCAAUGGGAACUAUUGCUCCUCUGUUGAAAUGGUUCGUUGCUUUGUGGUUCAAGAUUUCUGAGACGGAACGAAAGAGCUUCAGAGAUGAAGUCAAGGUUGACAAGUACUGGACUUGGAGGCUGGUCGAGUGGAGAGACAGAUCACUUCCUUCUCAACUUCAAAACCGCGUAUGCAAGAAGUUGCUUCGCAAUGCUAAUAGAAAACCUGUUUCAGUGGGAGCACAUGUUGGUUUUAACCAAUAUGUUCUUCUACUUGAAGGUGAGCCACAAUUGCCUUCUAAAAUCCUCAACAACAUCUGCAACAAGGCAGAUAAGCUGAUAAAAGUAGGCGAAAAAAAGCAGCCCAAGGAUCUGAUCCAAAUUCUAAACAGAUUUUCAAACUUCAAUGGGGUGGGACGAUUUGACAGCACCCAAAUUCCAAGCUUACAUACUCAAGAACCUCCAAAUUGCUGGUCUCUGCCCGUGCUGACUUUGACAGCCAUUUCAAUUGCUCUGCACAACAUUGAUGAUGAGAAUGCAAACCAGUUAUUGGUCUGUAUUAGCGAGGGCUUGCCUAUCGUGAAGCUUAUCGAGGAAACACUAGACAGAUCCGGAGUUAGAUAG
Messenger RNA from Salvia hispanica, 1488 nucleotides. NCBI's taxonomy places the organism in Eukaryota, Viridiplantae, Streptophyta, Magnoliopsida, Lamiales, Lamiaceae. The record is from RefSeq and is a predicted model, not a curated record.